Molecule: messenger RNA, 456 nt
Organism: Gongylonema pulchrum
Lineage: Eukaryota; Metazoa; Nematoda; Chromadorea; Rhabditida; Gongylonematidae
Source: the annotation of a GenBank genome assembly
CUGAGGUAUUUCAGCCGAGAGCCAUCAGCGCACCUGGACUGCUCUCCAACUGCACUGCUUAGUGCAUCGCUCAAUUGGGGGCAGCUACCGGAUGGCGUUAAACCCGAAAGCUUAAUGCCUACACUGUCCGAGCGGCCGGUCACGCUGACCGCUAUGUCCGAUGCUGCCGCUGCAACAGCUGCUGCUGCUGCCGCUUACGAUUCUCGAAUAAUCGGUGCCUCGCCCUACUAUAACAGUAGCUAUUCUGGUGCAAACUACGCUGGAAUGUAUGCUGCCGGUGGAACACAGAAUUAUUACCCUGGUGUAUCGUCAUCGUUGCGUGGAUCAGCUGCUGCCGCUGCAGCAGCCACGUCGUUUCCCUUCGCCGCUGCAGCUGCAUCCCAUGCUUAUUACGGUAAUAACAGUAGCAAAUUCGCGAAAGUAUUGCCCAUGAGGCACAGGCGGCUGUGCCUUUGA